This is a messenger RNA of Pestalotiopsis fici W106-1, 1398 nucleotides long. RefSeq lists its product as uncharacterized. The coding region runs from base 1 to 1398 and encodes 465 amino acids. Lineage: Eukaryota; Fungi; Ascomycota; Sordariomycetes; Amphisphaeriales; Sporocadaceae. The record is from RefSeq and is a predicted model, not a curated record. The transcript is spliced from 4 exons.
AUGAGAUGUCUCAAGGCGAAUCGCUGCUGUAGCGGCUAUGAAGUCCAUGGCACUGCAGACUUUCGCUCAUACGAACCUCGAGACCAGAGCCAGAUCGCUACUUUCUCGUCCAUGGCCCGAAAGUGCACCUUACCUAAGCGGACACCUAUCCCGGGCACCAGAAAUGACCUCCCGGAUGACAGCAUACCACCAGAGACCACCGAUGCACAGAGCAAUGCAUUCUGUCUUCGGGCCUUUUACUACGACUUUUGCGUGGUAUCCACUAAUGAGCAUAUAUCUCAAGGCUUCCUGCCCGGUAUCGAGAAAAAGGUUCGGCGCCUCGGACCCAAAUCAGACCUGGCUAGAGCCUGUCAGGCAGUGGGGUUCGUGAGCCAUGCCAAGCCUCUCAAUAGGCCUGCCAUCAUGCGCAAAAGCGAGGCCUUUUACCAAGAAUUACUUGGAUCUCUGGCUAGGGCCAUUGACGACCCAGUCACUGAACCAACCAAAGAAGCCAAGUCAAUUGCAAUGCUAUUGGGACUUUACCAGAUGAUGAUUGCGAGUUCUGACAACCACGGUGCGCACGAGAUACAUGCCAAAGGCCUCUCGGCACUGAUGAAAGUUAAACACCUGCCCGGAAACGAUUUCAACGGAGAGGGUUCUAGCUUUUUCAAGCAGUUUCAUUUGGACACGAUAUUCUGUAUCCCGAGCCUGCGUGGGCCAACCGGUAGUCUUGGGGAUCUACUAUCUGGGGUCGAGAAGCUCUACUCAAGAAAUGAGCACUCUAUUGGCACAAACGAUGUGGCAGAAAUAAAGAAAGACGCUAUGGCUUUGAGUCAGCUAUUCUCCGAAUGGCAGAACACGAGGCCACUGGACUUUCGACCCACCACAGCUGGAGUAACAUAUCAAAGAGAUGUGACGCAACAUGUACCAGCAGGACUGUGGCCUGGAAACCUCGAUACGUAUUUUGACCUUUACGUCGCGGGUAUAUGGAACAUCUUUCGCACAGCUCAGUUAUUGCUCCUGGCCCUCAUACUGAGACUACCACAAGACCCCAGGACCGCUUGCCACGAUGAUCAUUAUUUAGAAGAGACUCAAACAAUCUUUCAAGAAAUCGCUGCGUCGAUACCCUAUCAUUUGACUGACAGUCUGCCGGCAUUCAUCAAUGAUUUGGCGAAAACAUCCGAAAUUACGGAUACGGGCAAACACCUUGGCGGCUUGCUUCUUCUGCAUCCGCUCUACGUUCUCACACAAAUGCCAUACUUGCACGAACCAGAGAGACAGUAUGCAAGAGAAUGCUUAUUGUGGAUCGGAUCGAAUAUGGGGCUAGGACAGGCAACUGUUCUUGCUCAUGAACCGAAUCUAGACAAAGAAUACGUACUCAGCGGAUGUAUGAUCAUCUGGUCGGGGUUCCUUAGCUAG